Hemicordylus capensis (graceful crag lizard) is the source of this 475-nucleotide messenger RNA. It is a transcript of the gene HCRT, whose product is annotated as hypocretin neuropeptide precursor. Bases 26 to 475 code for a protein of 149 amino acids. The record is from RefSeq and is a predicted model, not a curated record. NCBI's taxonomy places the organism in Eukaryota, Metazoa, Chordata, Lepidosauria, Squamata, Cordylidae. Gene Ontology annotation, biological process: feeding behavior; neuropeptide signaling pathway. The transcript has 2 exons.
UUGCGGCCUUGAAGAACCUAAGACCAUGGAGAGCCACAAUAUUCAGGUCCAGAGAGCCACUCUGCUGCUCCUGCUCUUCUCGCUGAGCCCCUUUGCCCUGGCCAAGCCAACCCUCCCGGACUGUUGCCAGCAGAAGAACUGUCCUUGCCGCAUCUUGGAGCUGCUGCAUGGGAUGGGCAACCACGCUGCCGGCAUCCUCACCCUGGGCAAGCGGAGCGGCGCCGGGUCCACCAAGGCCUUCCAGAGCCGGCUCUACCGCCUCUUGCACGGCUCCGAUAACCAGGCGGCUGGGAUUCUCACCAUGGGGAAGCGGACCAGUGAGACAGCAUCAGCCCACAAGGAGGGUGUGCCCAGCACCCAGCCCACCCCAGCUCCAGUUGCCACAGGGCCCAAUCCAGCCAAGGGCUGCCUGGCACCUCUUGACAAGGACUCGACAUCCAGACAGAAGGCCGGUGUUGCAGAGACUAUUUACUGA